CUUUACACACACGAUGCAAUUCCUGAAGGCCAGCUUUGAUUGACCGAUGCCGAGUGCUACUUCCUGCUGUCAGCAAAAUUUUUGGGCACUCACCAAGACCAUACUCUUGUAAAAUGUUUAAAACAUGCUCCACAUUAUCGACAACAAGCGAAAUCUUCUUUACAUAACUCAAUGAUCUAAAUUCUUCAACAGCAUAAAGAAACAGCGGUCGUCCCUGGGACAGAUUUUCAAAAUCACAAAACAAUAAGUGGUAAACUGCAAAUUGUUGUUUAGCAUAAAAUAAAGUAACAGAAAUUAAUUCAUUUCUUAAAAUAAUUAAGGAGUAUUCAGUAAAAUCUUCACAUCCACUUUAAAAAAUUCGCUAAAUUAUUAUAGGACAUCUUGUGUAGACAUGUUAAAUAGGAACUAAAAAGUUUGAUUUAUAAAAAUUAAUUUAAAAAAUGGAAAGUCAAAGUUAUGAAGGAAACCAAACAUUUAGAUGUAGAAUCUGUCAAAAUAAUGUAGAAUCUUUACAAAAAAUUGAUAAAUUAACAAUUGAUUAACAAAUUAACUUUUAAUAGAACAUUUUUCAAUCAUGACAAAAGAACUUAGUGAUAAACUAAACUAUCUUUACCAUAAUCUUAAUGUACUGUUUGGGUAUAGAACACCCCAUCCUUUCACUGGAACCAGCACAAGGAAUUACAACUCCUACAUCAAAUUCCACCAUCCUUUAAACUUCUCUCAACUAAGCAAAUUUUCUUUUAAUAAUAUUUGUCAAUUCAAAAAGGGUUAAAACUGAGAAAUACUUAGAGAACGCUGAAGGCAAUGCAACAAAAUCAAUGUUCCUAAGAACCUUUGACAUUUUGAAGCUGACAGCCGAAUGUAAAUGUUUUGAAAGGUAACAUUACUGUUACCUUUUAUCUGUUAUCAAUUGUAUACCCCCACUUUUAUGUUGUCUGCAUCGACUUAGUUUGGUUUUGUCGUCUCAAAGGAUUUGAGGGAAAGACUGAUGGAAAAAAGGCGUCGUUUAUUAUUCACCAUGGUUACUUACCACAGUAAGGCAUAUGUUUGCUUUAAUUUUUUGAAUGAACCCAUUUAUUUUUAGAUUGCUUACAUAUCCCUUUAAGGAUCCUAUUAAGGUUUAAAACAUGGAUACUUCAAAAGCCGGAAAAGCAAAAGCUGCAAAUGAUAUCAUUUUAAAGAAAAACAAAAAUGAAGCUGAAAAAGUAUAUCUUACUCAAAAAGCUGUCAAUCAAUCUUUCCUCACUAGGAUACAUCAAGAGAGAAAAGAAGCAGAAACAGAAGCCGCUUGUGCAAAUGCAAAGGUAUCCCAAGGUUGGAGAACUGAAGAAGUAAAACAAGAACACAAGUUGGGUCUAGAAAUGUUGAAGGAUAAAUACAAAUGGGCCAAGGAUAUGAAGGACAGGAUCAGGAGAAAGUUGAAUUACUAAGAAUGAUGGAAUUAGAGAAACAUUUACAAGAAUUGGAUGUGCGGAAUAGAAUGGAAGAAGAACAGAAAAAACUUAAAUAUAAAGAAGAAUUACAGGACCAAAUGAUUGACCGCCAGAAGAUUAGGGAAGAAGACUACAAAGCUCUAUUAGAUGAGAAAUCAUUUAUUGAUGAUGCUAUGAGAACCAUAUCAGAAGAAGACAAGAGGGAUGAAGAACUUAAAAUUAGAAAGAAAAAAAUAGCAAAACAAGAAGCUGAAUCAAUGUUGAAUGCAAAGAAGGUGUGGGUUGAAAAAGAAGCAAAAUUACAAGAGGAGGAAGACAGGAAAAUAAGACAAUAUUUAGAAGAUAAAGAAAAAAAGGAAAAGGAACUUCAAGAAGCCAACAGAAAAAAAGAGGAAAUAAGACUAAAUAAUAAAAUAGCAUGUGUAAACCUUAUUAAAUCAAAUGUGCAAGAACAAGCUGAACGAGAGCGAAUAACCCAAAUUUUGAUAGACGAAGAUAGUAGGUUGAAAGAAGAGGACAAAAGGAGGCAGGAAAAAGAAAAUAAGUUAAGAGAUACGUACAUAUUUAAGGAAAUCACUUCGAAGCAAAUGGAAAACCGUUUAAAGACAUUAGAAGAAGAAAAGAUGCAAGAUUUCAGAUUUUGUCAACAGUUGUUAGAAGACAAUCACAAGGCAAUGUUGCGUGAACAAGAACUAUUAGAACGUAAACGUCAAGAGAACUUGGAAUACGGAAGGGCAUUAAAAUCUAUAAUGGAACUACACCACAUGAAUAAACUUAGAGAAUUAGAAAUACAAUACCAACAGCACCAAUAUGACCUCAAAGAAAUAGAAAAAAGGCGAGUCUUACUCGAUGAAGAAAGGAGGAAUCUCAUAAAAGAACAUGUCGGAAAUCUCCUUGGAUACUUACCUAAAGGUGUAAUCAGAAAAGAAGAUCUUCCUUAUCUAGAUCCAGAUGUGCGUAAAUUUUAUGAAAGUCAAACCAAAGAUGAUUAAAUUUUUCUUUUCCCAAAAUUGUUGAUUUUAUGAUAAUUUAUAUGAUAAUAAUGUCAUAUUUAGUAAUUUUAUCUGUGUAUAAAAAAUUUUGACAUUAUCAUGUUAUUAUUUUUUAAACUGUUUUACAAAUCAAGAAAUGACUGAUUUAUUUUAUUAAAUUAUCAAAACUUGUAUGUAAAAAAAAAAAACAUAUAUAUAUAUAUAUAUAUAUAUAUACAAAAUUUACGUUUUGAGAUAAUUGUUGGGCCCUGGCUAAUUCUGGCAAUGUCUUCCUAGUUGUCAUGUGAUACUUAUCACAUUUCAUUUAACUUUUUUUUUUUUUUUUUUUUUUAUUUAUUCAUGAUAUUUACAACUGUAUUAAAAAAUUAAAUACAUUAAUUAAAUUUGAUAACAGAAAAUAAUAACAUGAAAUGACUUGUUGAGAAACUACCCACUGGUAGCACUCUAAAAACAAAAUGUAUUUACAAUAAGAGAUCUCGAGGCCAUCUUCUUUUCAGACGUCUCGGAGGGUUAUCAGGAAUAGAAGAGGAAGCAAGGUUAGAGACGAGAGGAUUCGGAUGGUUCUGAAGUUUAUUAUGGAAGGAUUGGUAUCUGGAUUGGGCCAAAUCGGAAACAUAAGGAACAUUAAGGUCAUUAUGGAUUAUUUUAUUGGUAACAAAGUAAGGAGCAUUGAUGAUUUUGGAUUGUAAGGAUUGGAUACAAGAGGAAUUCGAUGGCUUAGUGGAGCCCCAAAGCUCAACUCCGUAAGUCCAAAUAGGUCUUAUCGUAGUCAUGUAUAUAAGUCUUUUGUAAUUAACUGGAAGCUUAGAGCGUUUGUCUAGUAAGUGUUGGAGUAGUCGGAAACGUCGAGCGGUUUCUUGUCGUUUCAGUCUGGUAUGAGGAUUCCAAGUUAGACGUUUGUCCAAGUGAAGUCCAAGGUAUCGGAUUUGUUCAACAGGGAUAAGUGGGGUAUUAUUAAAGGAUACUGUGGGACAUGAGGUCAUAGGUUUACGUCGAAGGGUAAAGGUGAUUUGAUAGGAUUUAUUAGAAUUUAUUUUAAUCCUCCAGUUUUGACACCAUUCUUCAAGGCUUGUGAUGUGCGAUUGAAAAAUUUGGGAUGCAAUGGUUGGGUCAUUAUUAACGGAUAGGACACAUGUAUCAUCGGCAUACGUGGUAAUAACAGUGUUAGGAUGUGUUGGGAUGUCAGCUGCAUAAACUGUGUAAAGGAUAGGACCAAGGAUACUACCUUGAGGAACACCAGCGGACUGGGAAAAGAGGGAUGAAUAAGCAUUAUUGUGAUUGACUUUUGAGUAUCUAUCAGUUAGAUAGGAACGAAUAAUGAGGAAGUAUGUAGGAUUUAGGAAUUUACGGAGUUUGUAAAGUAGUUCUGGGUGCCAGACUCGAUCAAAAGCCUGUUCUACAUCGAGAAAGACUCCCAUGCAGUAUAUUCCGCGCUCUAAUGCAGAGGAGACAACAUCCACCACACG
Messenger RNA from Nezara viridula (southern green stink bug), 3891 nucleotides. The record is from the annotation of a GenBank genome assembly. Lineage: Eukaryota; Metazoa; Arthropoda; Insecta; Hemiptera; Pentatomidae.